This is a messenger RNA of Pocillopora verrucosa, 1463 nucleotides long. RefSeq names its product RCC1-like G exchanging factor-like protein. The record is from RefSeq and is a predicted model, not a curated record. NCBI's taxonomy places the organism in Eukaryota, Metazoa, Cnidaria, Anthozoa, Scleractinia, Pocilloporidae.
CACAAGGAACGCCUCGUAGAAAUGUGACUCUGAGGUGUCUUCGUCCAAUAUCAUCGAGUGGAAGAUCUGGAGAAAUUGAAAUCAGGAUUGGAAAUUCAACCGCAGGGCAGUUGAAGAAAGGGUCACAAGUAUUAAUUAGGCAGUGUCAAUUGGAAGGUAAACAUUUAGCAAGAUAUUCCUGCAGGAAUCGCAACAUCCAAUGAGCUUAGCAUGUCACAGAUUGAUCAGCACAUCACAGAAGUGGCUGAGACAAUUUUUUUGGGUUCACAAUAAACAAAGACAUAAAGGCUGUGUGUCCCAGUUUUCCUCAUUUGCCUAUGUCUGGGGAGCUGGGGAUGGAGGUCAGUUGGGGACUGGUAUCCAGAAGCACAGUCCAGUGCCAAUCAGGCUUCCUCUUUCAGCUGAGGUCUCUCACAUUGGUUGUGGUUAUGGAUUCACAGUAGCAGUUGAAGCAGGAAUCCCCAGGCUGUGGACCACUGGUUUAAACACAUUUUCACAGCUUGGAAGACCACAGACAUGCAGUGAUUUGGAAAUUGAGUCUGUUCCAAGGUCUGUUGGUCUCCAUACAAAUAUACCUUUAUCAAUGCAAGUCCAGCAGAUUUCUUGUGGAAGAUCACAUUCAGCCAUAUUAUUAGACAACGGAGAAGUCUGGACCUGGGGUGGAAAUUUCCAUGGACAGUGUGGAAAUGGAAGCAAAGAAGCAAGAUCUAUUGAAGAAAUUACCAAGAUACCUAAUAUUACAAGUAGGAUCAAACAGAUAGCAUGUGGCUUGGACCACACCCUUCUGUUGUCAACUGAUGGCACAGUGAUGUCCUGUGGGUGGGGUGCUGAUGGACAAACUGGCUUGAAUCAUUUUGAAGACGAGGCAACAUGUAAGAUCCUCGAGGGAGAACUGAAAGAUGUGAGGAUAAAACAAAUUGCAACUUCAGGAGAUUGCUGCUUGGCACUCUCAGAUGAAGGUGAAGUGUUUUCGUGGGGAAACAAUGAAUAUGGACAGCUUGCUGUUGAUAGAGAAGAUGAACAAUUUGCAGUCCCCAUGAGAGCAACUCUGCUGAGAAAUCUUCCACAGGUUCAACAAGUUGCCGCUGGAGGUUCAUUUUGUGUAGCUCUCACUGUCACUGGAGAACUUUACAGUUGGGGAUAUGGGGUCCUCGGACAUGGUAAAGAAGUUUCCUUUUCAAAGAGGCCAAGAAAAAUCGAGGAGUUCUCCAGCAUAGAUGACGCUGUUUCAACCUUGAUUUGUGGCCCUGACAGUUGCGGUGUGGUAACAGAAUCAGGAAACUUGUACACUUGGGGUAGGGGGUCAUUUGGGAGACUGGGUCUUGGCUCCACACUCGAUCAAUGGACGCCUAAAAGGGUGGAAGUACCGGGCAAAGUAAAGGAAGUGACGUGUGGCUUGGAUCACAUGGCAGUCAUAGUGGCAUGUAACUAGUGCAACUUUGUCACGUGAAGAGCGUACGUGG